Molecule: messenger RNA, 1305 nt
Organism: Linum trigynum
Lineage: Eukaryota; Viridiplantae; Streptophyta; Magnoliopsida; Malpighiales; Linaceae
Source: the annotation of a GenBank genome assembly
ACAUCAACUCAGCAAACCAUUUCUCUCCAUCAAGAAAACAGAGUAAACAAGAAACAGAGCAUCCUAACAGAAACAGGGGAGACCAAUCUUUCUCGGAGAACACAACAAUGGCGGUGUCGAGAUUAGCUCUCGCAGCAAUCGUGAUUGCCGCUCUUCUCCAUAGCUCCGCCGCUCAGACUACCCACACAGUCGGAGGAACCACCGGAUGGACCAUCCCUCGGGGCGGCGAAUCGGUUUACUCCAACUGGGCUGCCGGCAAUUCCUUCGCCGUCGGAGACAUUCUCGUGUUCAAUUUCGCUGCUGGAGCUCACGAUGUGACGCAAGUUAACAAGGCCGACUACGACUCCUGCUCGGCGGCCAAUCCUAUGAUGACUUCGACAACCGGUCCGGCGAGAAUCACCCUGAGCUCAUCCGGCGAGCAUUACUUCAUCUGUGGCGUCCCCGGCCACUGCAGCGCCGGCCAGAAGGUCACCGUCAAUGUUCUUGCUUCCACUACUGCGUCUUCCCCUGCUCCGGCUCCCGUGACGCCUUCUUCCCCAGCUCCCCGUCGCGCUCUCACCCCUACCUCUGCCCCGACUCCAUCCACUUCCCCUGUUUCCGGCGAUUUCCCGUCGUCAGCACCUGCCCGGACUCCUUCGACUUCCCCUGUUUCCGGCGAUGUCCCCACGUCAGCACCGGCUCCUUCUGCGAGGAGCCCGAUGACUUACACCGUCGGCGAUUCUUUCGGGUGGAACAUUCCCACUAACGGAGCUACUCUGUUCCAAAACUGGGCUGCCGGCAAAGACUUCAUGGUCGGCGAUAUCCUUGUCUUCAACUACACCGCCGGAGCACACAACGUGGCGGAAGUGAUCAGCGACGCCUACACGGCGUGCACAACGACCAAUCCGAUCUCCCUGGACAGCAACCCGCCGUCGAGAAUCACGCUGACCACCGCCGGCGAGCACUUCUACCUUUGCGCCGUUCCCGGGCAUUGCUCCGCCGGCCAACAGCUUUCCAUCAAUGUCGCCGGCGCAGCCAGCUCCACCCCUGGUACCCCAUCACCGUCAGGGUCGACCACUCCCUCGUCCCCUGCCGGUGACGUGGCUCCACCGUCGCCAAACUCCGCCACCUCCGUCGCCGGAGUGUCGGCCGCCGCGUUUUUGUCCGUUUUCGUGGCUCUGUUGUUAUAGAUGGAGUGAUCACUAGACACAUUUCAGCCCGGAAUGUGAUUUUUUUAUAUAUAUAUUGUAUUCUUGUGUUGGUUAUUGGUUGUUAUAUAGAUUGUAUUUCUCACAUACAUUAUAUUAAUAAAGGAAAUUUUUGGAG